CGCUAGUAGUCUAAAGCAGCCUCGUCUCUUUUCAUCUCUCAUCUUCAUUCAUUGUUUUUGAUCAUUGUAGUUUUACUAUACUACGAAUUUAUUAUUAAACUAUUAUUAUGAAGUCAACUUUUUGUCUAUAUUAAAUUAUAAAUAUCCAGUGAUAAUGAAUGACAUACUUUCAAUAUGAAACUGGUUAGAAAAAACGUUGACAAGGAUGGAGAAGGAAGUGUAUCUCUCAUUCCUGAGAAUACAGAAGAUGUAUGGCAUGCUUAUAAUUUAAUAUGUGAAGGAGAUCAUGUCAGUUGUUCAACAAUUAGGAAAGUACAAACUGAAUCUUCAACUGGAAGUUCCAAUAGCUAUAGAGUAAGAACUACACUUACAAUAUGUGUCGAAGGAAUUGAUUUCGAUACUCAAGCAUGUGUUUUAAGACUUAAAGGACGAAAUAUCGAGGAAAAUAAAUAUGUUAAAAUGGGAGCUUAUCACACAUUGGACGUAGAAAAAAAUCGAAAAUUCACUCUAGUUAAACCCAAAUGGGAUUGUGUUUCAUUGGAGCGAGUUGAUUUAGCCUGCGAUCCAACUCAAAAUGCCGAUGUCGCUGCUAUUGUAAUGCAAGAAGGAAUAGCGCAUAUUUGUUUAAUAACAUCUAAUAUGACAUUAGUUCGUGCAAAAAUAGAUCAAGUAAUUCCACGUAAAAGAAAAGGACAUGUUUCGCAACAUGAAAAGGGCUUAACAAAAUUCUACGAUAGUGUAAUGCAAGGAAUAUUAAGACACAUUAGCUUUGAUAUUGUCAAAUGUGUUAUUAUUGCAAGCCCUGGCUUUGUGAAAGAUCAAUUCAUGGAUUAUAUGGUUCAACAAGCAAUUAAGUCGGACAAUAAAUUGAUUUUAGAUAAUAAAAGUAAAUUCAUGCUUGUACAUUCGAGUUCUGGUUUUAAACAUUCAUUGAAAGAAGUUCUAGCUGAUCCAGCAGUUGUAACUCGUAUUUCGGACACUAAAGCAUCGAGUGAAGUAAGAGCAUUAGAACUUUUUUUCACAAUUUUGCAAACCGAUCCUGAACGAGCAUUUUAUGGUAAAAAACAUGUUGAAAGAGCAAAUGAAGCUCAGGCUGUUGAAACACUUCUUAUUUCCGAUAAAUUAUUUCGAGCUCAAGAUGUUGCAUUAAGGAAAGAAUACGUCAAUUUAAUUGAAGGAGUUAGGGAUUCUGGAGGUGAUGUUAAAAUGUUUUCCAGUAUGCACAUAUCCGGAGAACAAUUGGAUCAACUCACAGGAGUGGCGGCUAUUUUACGAUUUCCAAUGCCUGAAUUAGAAGAUGAUGAUGAUGAUGAUGAUGAUGAAAGUGAUGAAAGCAAUUCGGAGUAGACUGAUUCAAGACACUUCCUUCUGCAAAUAAUUCAGUUGUUUAUUUUUCUGCUGUGAGCAUUAAAAAUAUUUGUAAUAUAAUAAAAAAAAAAUCAAAACACA
Molecule: messenger RNA, 1449 nt
Organism: Leptopilina boulardi
Lineage: Eukaryota; Metazoa; Arthropoda; Insecta; Hymenoptera; Figitidae
Gene: pelo
Product: protein pelota
Exons: 10
Coding region: 175-1347 (390 amino acids)
Biological process (GO): nuclear-transcribed mRNA catabolic process, non-stop decay; nonfunctional rRNA decay; nuclear-transcribed mRNA catabolic process, no-go decay
Cellular component (GO): cytoplasm
Source: RefSeq, a predicted model, not a curated record